AUGUUCAGUUCGUGUGACUCGCUGUGUAUCGUCCAGGAUGACGCGAAUGACUGGGACAGCGAGUCGGGUCGCAUGGCUACAGUCUAUAGCAACGCACAUCUGGUGGUAGCUGCAUCAUCCGCUAGUGAUAGUAGCGAGGGUUUCAUUUCCUCACCAUGUCACAAUCCAGCAUUACCUGUGGCGACCAUGCGAAACGAUGAUGGGAGUUUAUCAACUAUACACGUACGCUCCGAAUAUGCCUCUCAUCAAGAGCUAGGUCCUCUUGACUCACGUGGUUGGGCACUUGAAGAACGCGCUCUCUCUCGUAGAUUGGUCGAUUUCCGUCGCUAUGAAAUGUUUUGGGAGUGCACGCGUUGCAGCUUUUGCGAAUGUGGUCAGUCUUUCUCACAAGUGGGACCGAAGACCAUCUUCCACAGACCAGAAUCAAGCUUCUGCUGGUCUGACCUCAGGAAAGCAUAUCUUCAAAAGGCAUUGACGCAUAGUUCAGAUUUCCUCCCCGCACUUUCUGGCAUCGUUUCACAUAUGCAGAAUUUUGGAGCAGGCGAUUAUUUGGCUGGCUUGUGGAGGACACGUUUGAUCGAUCAGCUGUUGUGGGGCUUCUGGUCACGUCCAGUGGGUCUUCCGUCAGCCAUGCUAGCAGGCGCAGGGCGCAUUCAACCAUACCGAGCACCCACGUGGUCAUGGGCUUCACUCGACACCCAGAACGGCAGACAUAUGAAACUGGGCCACAAUGCAUCCGGCAUGCUUUCGGAUGUCAUUUGUCGCCUUCUGCAUGCUAGCUGCACACCUCGGGGCCGUGAUGAAAACGGCGCAGUCACUUCCGGCAAGAUCGUGUUAGAGGGGAAGCUCAUUAAAUUCAUCUGUCGAGAACACGCUCUAGAUGGGCAAAAUGUGCUACACGUCCAGGACAUGCGACAUGCUUCAUGGCCAGAACAUGUUACGUUGACCAUACUGGAGGCACCUUUUGACCUAGCAGAAGAAAGCUACAAGGACAUCGAACUGUAUGGGAUAGCCCUAGUCCGUCAUCUUAAUUCGGAUGUGAUCAAGUCGGUAAUCACGUACAUUGGUAUCACUCUUCAGAUGUUCGACAAAAAGCUGGGCAUUUAUGAGCGCGUAGGUGUAUGGAAGGGGGAUGUUCAGCGAUGGGUUCCGCUCAGGCGACGACAGGACGUCCCAAUUUGCAAUAUCAACGGCUCAUCGCUUCGAGGAAGCACGGACGUUGGCGCACAUGCCAGACACUACAAUUACGAUUACAUGACGUUCAAAUGUUGUCGAAAACUUCGUACAUGCAGCGGGCAGUAUAUGAAAGACCUGUAUCUAGAAUCUACUGAGUUGUAG
Molecule: messenger RNA, 1338 nt
Organism: Parastagonospora nodorum SN15
Lineage: Eukaryota; Fungi; Ascomycota; Dothideomycetes; Pleosporales; Phaeosphaeriaceae
Exons: 2
Coding region: 1-1338 (445 amino acids)
Source: RefSeq, a predicted model, not a curated record